AACACUGUGCGUUAAAUGACAGUUGUGAUUGUCGUGGGGGCGUUGAAGGGUUGUCGACUGUCACGCAGAUAGUGUAUUUUCAAAUGAAUAGAUAGGAAAUGUGCAAAAGUGAUCACGAUUGUUAAUUGUUUAAAGUUUAUGUAAAUCUUAUCCAGCAUACUAGUCGCAUAGAGAAGUAGUGAAGAAUUUUUGUGCGUGGAAGGUAGAGGUUAUGUUUCGUAAACAGAUUUACAGCUCGAUUAAUCGAAGCAUAUGAUCCUCGGAUGACACAUGUAUCAAUAGAACAUAUGCGAAUAACAUGAAUAAAGCAGAGGAGGAAUGCGUUGAGAAGACAUUCGUCUACAAGUUUCCAACAUGCACUACGAACCAAGAAUACACGUUGGAAAUUCCGAUAAAAAUACCGUACCAUGGUUCCAUAAAAGAGUUGAUGCAUCGUAUCAUGUCAUCGUUCAAGCUACCGUGUUAUGUGGAAUCAGACUUAUUAGAAGCCUUGCAACGCGAUAUCAAAGAGCUGACACUGCAGUUUCACGAUGAAAAAACAGAGAAACUUAUCGAUUCUGCUAAAGACGGCACGCUAGAUUUAGAAGACAUAAUUAAAAACUGGGAGAAAAUAUACAAACAGAAAACCGUAGAAUAUUCUGAUCCCAUCGGAACCACCGACGAGGAACUUUUCGCCGCAGCAUAUCACAGAUUGGUGCACUCCCCGUCUUUAGAACCAAUUUUGCAGGCGGAACACAAAUUUGGAAGGGACGUCACUGAAGUAAUCCAGAUGAGGGAUACCGAUUAUGAGCAACUUACGCAAAAACAAACCGACGAAAUGCGCGUCGCUGUCGAGGCCCUGGAAGCAGGAUCUACGGAAAAAUCGAUAAACGAUAUGGCAGGUCGUCAUUUCGAGGAACAGAGUUUAUUGCAGGGUUACUGGGGAUCGAGAAUCGAUGCUUUGAGAUUAGAUCAACGGCGGCAGUAUCGAAACUGGAUCAUGAGAUUACUGGAAGAACAACAGACCAGCAUGAUAGGCACGCCAGUAGGUUCGCCUAUGGUACCGCUGCCGCCGAUACGUCCCGCUUUAGACAAAUUCGUUCAUAGCGAAGAGAAACAUACGACAGAUUACCCUCAAUUAGAAGAAAGCUUCACUAUACAUUUGGGAUCUCAGAUGAAACAAAUGCACAACAUACGUAUAUUAACCGGAGACGUGCUCGACUUUUGUCGUACGAAAAAUAGCGAAUCCGGGAUGGAUCCAACGCCGCAAAGAUUGCAAACAGCUUUGGGAUUAUAUUCGAACGAUCUAUGUGGAUUAGUUCUUCUAAGCGAUAAUCACUUGGGCAGUUAUUCCGGAAUAACGAAAGAAUUGUGUUCGAUAUGUCAAUUAACAACGGAAUUCCAUUUUCCACCGAUCGAUGAACAGUUAGAAAAAAUACGGGAUGAUGUGAAGGAUGCCGUUGCCUGGAGACAGGUGCAUCAUAGAGAAGGAAGUGAUCCGCAUGCGAAAAAAUCCACGACAAGCAAGAGCUUGCAAACGGGCGAUGUUUUUAUCACGAGACAUUCAAAUCUGGCGCAGGUCCACGUGGUGUUUCACAUGGUGGUGAAUGAUUCUCUGAGAUCUGGUGACAUCAAUUCGCGCCAUCCCGCUAUUCUGGGACUGAGGAACAUUUUGAAGACGGCGUGUUGCAACGACGUGACGACGCUGACAAUACCCGUGCUACUCGUCCACGAAAUGUCAGAGGACAUGACGGUCGCCUGGUGCACGAAACGGGCCGAGCUAGUCUUCAAGUGCGUGAAAGGCUUCAUGAUCGAAAUGGCGUCUUGGGGUGGAGCCGAACUAAAGAAUCUGCAGUUUCUCGUACCGAAAGGAAUGUCGGAGGAGGUGUUUGGCACGUUGGCCACAAUGCUGCCCAGCAUAUUUCGAGUAUCGAAUCCGCUGGUUUUCAAGGCUACUAGCACCCCGCAAACUCCAAAAAAGUGAACGACCCUCUUGCCCCGUAUUAUCAUUUAGUGCGUAUUCGGAACACUGCAAUAUUUAUUACUAUCGCAUAUUUAUUACUACAUAUGCAGUUGUUAUUAUCCAUCGCGGGCGCGAAGACAGAUACGACUCCGUGCAUAAAUGUCUUUUAACGAGCUUUUUGUUUAUAUUACUUUCACGCGACUGCGAUUUCCCACGGGGGCGGUUCGAUAUUUGCGAUAAUCCGUACAAAUAUAAUUUUUCCGUCAAGUUAUUUUUCUGUUCUAUUUCAAUAAUAAAAUACUCGGCAUCUGAUUUAUUUAUCAUGUUUUAUUUUAUUUUUCUUCAUCUAAAUCAAUUUCCUAGAUAUAUGUCGAAUCAUCAUAUAUAAAAUUACUUAUCUCUCUUCUUGCAAACCAACCUAGAAGUACGAUAUAAAAAUGCAUUUAUAAAAUAGUGUCACCCAGUAAAACAAUUUCAAUAGUAGGAAAUUUGUUGUACGCUACACUAAACCAACAAUGCGCAUUUUUACA
Messenger RNA from Ooceraea biroi (clonal raider ant), 2472 nucleotides. RefSeq names its product protein C12orf4 homolog. The record is from RefSeq and is a predicted model, not a curated record. Gene Ontology annotation, cellular component: cytoplasm. NCBI's taxonomy places the organism in Eukaryota, Metazoa, Arthropoda, Insecta, Hymenoptera, Formicidae.